Wickerhamiella sorbophila is the source of this 1431-nucleotide messenger RNA. RefSeq lists its product as hypothetical. Gene Ontology annotation, biological process: biosynthetic process. The transcript has a single exon. Gene Ontology annotation, molecular function: pyridoxal phosphate binding; transaminase activity. The record is from RefSeq and is a predicted model, not a curated record. Bases 1 to 1431 code for a protein of 476 amino acids. Lineage: Eukaryota; Fungi; Ascomycota; Dipodascomycetes; Dipodascales; Trichomonascaceae.
AUGACCGAAUUGCAAACUCCAGUUAAUCUUGACCAUCAUCUUAGCCAGACCGCGCUUCGUCGUAAGGAGAAUAUCUUCAAGCUGUUCUAUCGCUAUCACUCAAUCCCCGGUUUAACGGACAUUUCUGGUGGCCUGCCUCACCCCAGCCUGUUUCCAGUAAAGGAAUUGACUAGUGAAGCAGUUGCGACCAACUUUUUAUUCGACCCCGAGGCUAAGAACAUUGUCGUCUCGUCCAACAGCGACGACCUCACGUCCGCGCUUCAAUAUGGCCAGGCCACAGGACAGAAACAGCUCCAUGAUUGGGUCACCAAGUUCAUCGAUGACCAUGUUUCCAAGCCAAUGUACAAGGGAGGCUUUGACCACGUAGCCACAAACGGAAACACGGAUGGUUGGAAUAAGGUCCUUCAGGUUUUGAGUAACGAGUGGUCCGAGAACGACCCCAUUGAGAAGCGUCAGAGUUUACUUGUCGAAGAGUUUACCUAUGCGCUUUCUACUGAAACAGCAAAUGUUCGUGGUCUCAAUAUUGUCGAUGUUAAAAUGGAUCGCGACGGUAUGAUUCCUGAGAAUCUCCGGGACAUCUUAGAGAACUGGGACCCAAGUAAAGGAAAGCGCCCUCAUCUCAUGUACACUAUCAGCAUUGGACAGAAUCCUACUGGUGCUACUGUGCCGAUGGAAAGACGGAAAGAGAUCUAUAAGAUCUGCAGCGAAUUCGAUAUCAUCAUCGUCGAUGACUGCCCUUAUUGGUUUAUGCAGUAUGCGGACCAGAUGGAAAAGUGCUAUCUGAGUGUCGACACAGAAGGACGUGUUCUUCGUCUCGAUUCGUUUUCCAAGUGCUUUGCUCCUGGAUGCCGCUUAGGAUGGGUUGUUGGACAGCCCAGUCUUAUCAAGAGAAUUUACUACCAUGCAGAAGAAUCCACCAUGCACCCUUCUGGAUAUUCUCAAUUGAUGGUGUACAAGGUUCUCGAGCAAUGGGGUUGUGACGGUUGGAUGAAUUGGUUGGAAAACUUGACCAAAGAGUACAAAGAACGCCGGGACCUCAUGAUUACCGGUCUAGCGCCCUAUAAUAAGAUUGACGGUGAACUAAUUCUGGACUACUCGGUGCCCAAGGCAGGCAUGUUUGUUUGGAUCGAUGUCCAAUUCGAUAAGCAUCCCAUGAAGGAGAAGUUUUCUCUUGUGGAACUCAGUCGGGCAUUCUGGGUGUUCCAGACCAAGGAACCUCAUCCAACUUUGAUUUCACCGGGCUACUUUUAUGCACCCUCACCCCAUGCUGGUGAUCAUACAUCGAGCUACUUCAGGCUCUCAUUCGCACCCAGCACAAAGACCGCACUAGAGAACGCGGGUGAGUGCAUGGGACGGAACACACACGAGUUCUGGAAACUCAACGAGGCAGAUAUCCGGAAACUCGUAGACGAGUAUCCCAGUGAUAUUUGA